This is a messenger RNA of Blumeria graminis f. sp. triticale, 1524 nucleotides long. The record is from the annotation of a GenBank genome assembly. NCBI's taxonomy places the organism in Eukaryota, Fungi, Ascomycota, Leotiomycetes, Helotiales, Erysiphaceae.
AUGUCUGAGUCUUUGCUAAGACCUGCUGGCAGCCAUGGCGGACUUAAAGAAAAUACCAUAAUUGUAGUACUUGGGGCAUCCGGUGAUUUAGCGAAGAAAAAGACCUUUCCAGCUCUUUUUGGCCUUUAUCGAAACCAGUUCCUCCCAAAUGAUAUACAAAUUGUUGGAUACGCUCGAACUAAGAUGGACCACGAAGAGUUUCUGAAACGAGUCAAGUCCUACAUUAAGACACCAACUAAAGAGCUAGAACAACAGCUGGAAGAAUUCUGCAGUCUCUGCUCCUACGUCUCAGGCCAAUAUGAUAGCGAUGAAUCUUUCAUGCGUUUACGAGAUCAUCUUGAGGAUCUUGAAGAGGACAGAGAAGAGUCCAAUCGAGUUUUCUAUAUGGCUUUACCGCCAAGUGUUUUUACAUCUGUCUCUCAGCAGCUAAAAAGAAACUGCUAUCCUGAGAACGGAAUCGCUAGGAUCAUCGUCGAAAAGCCAUUUGGUAAAGAUCUUGCAAGUUCUAGAGAGCUCCAAAAAGCAUUAGAGCCCAACUGGAAAGAAGACGAAAUUUUCCGCAUCGAUCACUAUCUUGGAAAAGAGAUGGUUAAGAACAUUUUAAUUCUCAGAUUUGGUAACGAAUUUUUUGGAGCUACGUGGAACCGAAAUCACAUAGAUAACGUCCAGAUAACAUUCAAGGAACCAUUUGGCACCGAAGGCCGGGGAGGCUAUUUCGACGAGUUCGGAAUCAUUAGAGAUGUUAUGCAGAAUCAUCUACUUCAGGUUCUAACUCUACUCGCCAUGGAAAGACCAAUCUCCUUUUCCGCAGAAGAUGUUCGUGAUGAAAAAGUACGGGUCUUGCGUGGGAUUCCUGCUAUCGAGCCCAAAAACGUAAUAAUUGGUCAAUAUGGUAAAUCUCUUGAUCGGACCAAACCAUCAUACAAAGAGGACGACACUGUUCCAAAAAACUCUCGAUGUCCAACAUUUUGUGCCAUGGUGGCGUUUAUCAAAAACGAGCGAUGGGAUGGAGUUCCAUUUAUACUUAAAGCCGGAAAAGCUUUGAAUGAACAGAAAACCGAAAUUCGCAUACAGUUUAAGGAUGUCACAUCUGGUAUCUUUAAAGAUAUUCCCCGAAAUGAGCUUGUCAUGCGGAUUCAGCCAAACGAGAGCGUCUACAUUAAAAUGAAUUCAAAACUUCCUGGGUUGAGCAUGCAGACCGUUGUGACAGAACUUGACUUGACUUAUCGUCGGCGGUUUUCUGAUUUAAAAAUACCCGAGGCCUACGAAUCGCUUAUACUGGAUGCCACAAAGGGAGAUCACUCAAAUUUUGUUCGUGAUGAUGAGCUAGACGCUAGCUGGAGAAUAUUCACACCGCUCCUUCAUUAUCUUGAUGAUAAUAAAGAGAUUGUUCCCAUGGAGUAUCCAUAUGGAUCGCGAGGCCCUGCAGUUCUUGAUGAUUUUACUUCAUCAUACGGUUACAAGUUUGCUGAUACAGCUGGAUACCAAUGGCCCACGACUCAGACUGCGCCUAAUAAACUGUAG